ACACUCUUUGCAGCAGCAGCAGCAGCAGAAGCAGCAGAAGCAAACAACUAUUUAGUCGUGUCUCGUGUGUAUGACCUUUCCGCGAAGCCUACGGUCACUCAUGCCCUUUUCCCACUCCCUCUCUCUCUCUCUCUCUCUUAGAUUCUUCACCUUUUCUCUCUCCUAGUCCCAUCUUCGAUUCCUCACACCCUCUCUCUCUCUCUCUCUCUCUAUGGAUGGUAUAUAAUAAAAAUAAUAAUAAUUCUACUCUUCUUAUUAAACCUUCAAUACUCUCUUCUUUCUCUAUCCCUCUCUCUAAUGGCUUCUCAAAACCAGUUAUCUUACAUUAAGGGCAAGAAAGUCCUUAUGGUUGGUGCUGGCGGUAUCGGUUGCGAGCUUCUCAAGACUCUCGCUCUCUCUGGCUUCCAAGACAUUCAUAUUAUUGACAUGGACACUAUUGAAGUCAGCAACCUUAACAGACAAUUUCUAUUCCGAAAAUCACAUGUUGGGCAAUCCAAGGCCAAAGUUGCUCGGGAUGCUGUCUUAAAAUUUAGACCUCACAUAAGCAUAACGCCAUACCAUGCCAAUGUCAAGGGUCCUGACUUUAAUGUGGACUUCUUCAAGCAAUUUAAUGUUGUUCUGAACGGCCUUGACAACUUAGAUGCAAGACGACAUGUGAAUCGCCUAUGCUUGGCUGCUGAAGUUCCUUUGGUUGAAAGUGGGACUACUGGCUUCCUUGGGCAGGUAACUGUACAUGUGAAGGGAAGAACAGAGUGCUAUGAGUGUCAGCCAAAACCUGCCCCCAAAACUUAUCCUGUUUGCACUAUUACUAGUACACCAUCAAAGUUUGUUCACUGUAUUGUAUGGGCAAAGGACUUACUUUUCACAAAGUUAUUUGGAGACAAAAAUCAGGAAAAUGAUUUAAAUGUGCGUUCUACUGAUGCUACGAGCUCAUCAGAACAUGUAGAAGAUGUAUUUGAACGUAGAAAAGAUGAAGACAUUGAACAGUAUGGAAGGAGAAUAUAUGAUCAUGUGUUUGGUUAUAACAUUGAAGAAGCUUUAUCUAAUGAAGAGACAUGGAAAAACCGUAAUAGACCAAAGCCUAUAUAUAGUAGGGAUUUCUUGCAUGAUGAAAUUGCUCAACAGAAUGGAAAUGUGGAUAAAGACUGUGCAGCAGGUGAUCCAUCUUCAGUAUCUGCCAUGGCAUCUCUGGGCAUGAAGAAUCCUCAGGAUAUAUGGUGCCUUAAGGAAAACAGUAGAAUCUUUAUGGAGGCUUUCAAAUUAUUUUUCAUGAAAAGGGAGAAGGAUAUUGGAAACCUGACUUUUGACAAAGAUGAUCAGUUGGCUGUGGAGUUUGUUACUGCUGCUGCAAAUAUAAGGGCUUCUUCUUUUGGAAUCCCUUUGCAUAGCCUUUUUGAAGCCAAAGGUAUUGCUGGUAAUAUUGUCCAUGCUGUUGCAACAACAAAUGCUAUAAUUGCUGGGUUGAUUGUGAUAGAGGCAAUCAAGGUGCUGCAAAAUGAUACCAACAAUUAUAGGAUGACAUAUUGUCUAGAGCAUCCGACAAGGAAGAUGCUACUGAUGCCAGUGGAACCAUUUGAAGCUAACAAAUCUUGCUACGUUUGUUCUGAGAGUCCACUGACGCUUGAGAUCAAUACUCACCGUGCAAAAUUGCGAGACUUCGUUGAAAAGAUUGUUAAGGCCAAGCUUGGGAUGUACUUUCCACUUAUUAUGUAUGGGGCAGCGCUUCUAUAUGAAGUUGGUGAUGAUCUUGAUGAAGCAAUGGUUGCGAAUUAUGCAGCAAACCUUGAGAAGGUAUUGUCUGAGCUUCCUUCUCCAGUUACUAGUGGGACUACGGUUACAGUUGAGGAUCUAAAACAAGAACUUACUUGCAAUAUCAAUAUCAAGCACAGAGAGGAAUUUGAUGAAGAAAAGGAACCUGAUGGAAUGCUUCUCUCUGGAUGGACUCAAGCUUCUUCAGUUGAAAAGGAUGAUAAUAAGUCUAAUGGCAAUGGUGGGAGCACAUCAAAUGCUUCACAGGCGCUGCCGGUGGAGGCUGAAGAUAAUGUUGAGAUGGAUGUUCCUUCUGGGAAGAAAAGAAGACUAUCUGAGAUUUCUGAUCAAGACCUUUUGAGUGUUACUGAUGAAACUAAAAAUCAUGAGAAAUUGGAAGUGGUUGAUGAUGAUGAUGAUCUUAUGAUGCUUGACGGAGAUCCAGGCCUCAACAAGAGGAAGAGGAUGCAAUAGUCCUUGCUUGGACUUAAUUAUGGAGGGUGCAACUUACAUCAUAAUUUUGUAUCAAAAUAGGGAGAUAUGGCGAUUCUUUGGUACUCACAAUGGUUGCUUUAGGCCUAAAUAUUUAGUUUUUGUGCUCUGAGUUAGAUAUGGUUAAUUGGCCUCUCCAUUCCCUUGUAUGUUUUACAGUGUAGGGACAAUGUGUAUUCUUCCUAGCUAAAUUAACAGAGUUUAGACUUUAGUGGGACUGUAGCAUUGAUGGGAUUGACCUGACAUGAAUUCAGUGAUUGAUUUAAUGACCAUGAUGUUGCAAGCCA
Messenger RNA from Quercus robur (English oak), 2528 nucleotides. Its product is annotated as SUMO-activating enzyme subunit 2. The record is from RefSeq and is a predicted model, not a curated record. The transcript has 11 exons. Gene Ontology annotation, molecular function: SUMO activating enzyme activity. Gene Ontology annotation, cellular component: cytoplasm; SUMO activating enzyme complex. NCBI's taxonomy places the organism in Eukaryota, Viridiplantae, Streptophyta, Magnoliopsida, Fagales, Fagaceae. The coding region runs from base 298 to 2223 and encodes 641 amino acids. Gene Ontology annotation, biological process: protein sumoylation.